Messenger RNA from Paramecium sonneborni, 854 nucleotides. The record is from the annotation of a GenBank genome assembly. Lineage: Eukaryota; Ciliophora; Oligohymenophorea; Peniculida; Parameciidae.
UAUAAGCUCAGAUGAAAAGUAAUUUAUCAGAUAAUAAUGGAUAUCACUUCUUUAAAAUGUUCAAAUAUGUUAAAAUCACGACAUACAAUAAAAACAAUACCAAAAUAAAUGAAUUUAAUGAAUUUAUCAUUACCUCCAGUUAAAAAGAGUAGAUCUGAAUCCCCAUCUAAUAUUGUAAAAUAAUUGUUAUUUAAAUUAGAGUGAAACAACUACUUAAAAGAAUGUUUAUCAAAAUUAAUUAGGAAUAGUUAGAAAUGGAUUGAGAAGUAAUAUAUUAAUGAUUAUUUUAAAGGACCUUCCUAAAAGUUCUUAUAAAUUUAAGGAGGAUCUAAAUAUCCAUAUAAAAAAUAGAUCACUAAAGUUAAUAAUAAUUUAGCUGUAGUUAUAGAAAAGGAAUAAUAAAUAGUUUUAAAGCAAAAUUAAUAAACUCAAUAAAUUAAUAAAUAAAAUAAUGAAAAUUAAUUAUCAAUGGAUCCAUAAUCAUUAUAAUUUAGAAAUAUGAUUAUCUAAUAAACUAAAAAUGAAGAUAAAACUUUAAUAGAAAGAAUAUUUAUGAUGAAACAUCGAUUAUUAGAUUUGAAAGAAAUAUUAAAAUUAGAAGCUUCUUUAGAUAUUAAUUAUUAGAAUGAUGAAGGGAAUACUAUAUUAAUGUCAGCAUCAAAAUGUAGAGCUACAUAAAUUGUUGAUUAUUUAUUGAGAAAUGGUGCUGAUGUUAAUAUUCAAAAUGUACACAUUUUAAAUAUCUUUAAUAGUAUUUUGGAUAAACAGCUAUGGAUUUAGCUUUAUUAAAUUAUUAAUUUGUUUCUGCAGAUAUCAUUUUUAAGUAUCUUAAACCUGAAAAUAGAUCAUUUUGA